CCCAAUUACAUUCAACAAUCACCUUCUUAAUUACAACUACGCCGCAAGCAAACACCGCCUCCACCGUUCACUCCGCACUGAAAACAGCAUUGAACAAAAUGAACAAUGAACACAAAACGCGCGUGGCAUUCACGAUCGUCACUUUAACUACUGCUGCAAUAAUCUUCUUCACUGUUCGCCGUAUGCGGCGGAGGAAGCAACGUGAAUCCCCUUCGAGUUCGUGCUACUCACAUUCCGAACCCAAACCGCAGUCGGCUUUUAAGCGAGUUUUAGCUGAUAACUCCUAUGCUCCCUUCAAGCAUUUGAGCUUCAAUGCCUCCAAGAAUAACGGAAAUGGCUCUAGUUUGCAUCCAUUUCAAGCAGAGAUUACGGCGUUGUUACAAAACCAUCAACCUGAAAUUGAACUUGGUGCUGAGAAGUUAGAAAUGAAUGAUUCGUAUGUUUGGGUUGAUACUGAGAUGCAGUUAAAGAAACUGGUUAAUGUAUUGAGCAAGGAAAAAUUCUUUGGUGUGGACACAGAACAACAUAGUUUGCGUUCUUUUCUAGGCUUUACAGGGUUAGUUCAGAUUUCUACACAACAAGAAGAUUAUUUGAUCGAUACAAUUGCUCUCCAUGAUUCUAUGGAAAUUCUCCGUCCAGUUUUUGCUGACCCUUCAAUAUGUAAAGUGUUCCAUGGGGCCGACAAUGAUGUUCUCUGGCUACAGAGGGACUUCCACAUAUACGUUGUUAAUCUAUUCGAUACUUCAAAGGCGUGUGAGGUGCUAUCAAAACCACAAAAAUCACUUGCUUAUUUGCUAGAAACCUAUUGUGGUGUCAAUACAAAUAAAUUAUUACAGCGUGAAGACUGGAGACAACGUCCUCUCUCAGCAGAAAUGGUACAUUAUGCACGGACAGAUGCACACUAUCUGUUGUAUAUUGCAAAUUGUCUGAUCGAUGAACUCAAACAACUGGACAAUGAAAACUCUUGUUCCGAUGACAAAUUCCAUUUUGUUCUCGAGGCUAGUCGACGUUCAAACAUGAUUUGUUUGCAACUUUUCACAAAGGAGAUUGAAGCUUCGCCAGGAGAAUCUGCUGCAUUAUCAUUAUAUUCGCGUCAUCAGAGCAAUCGAGCCUCUCCUUCAAUUUCCAAUGAAACUCAGUUUCUGUCUAUUGUGAGGCAGCUGUGCACAUGGAGAGAUUUGAUGGCUCGUAUUCAUGACGAGAGCUUAAAGUAUGUGUUGUCAGACCAGGCAAUUGUUGCUUUGGCAAGUCGACUUCCAGCAAGUAACUCUGAAAUAUACAACUCCAUAGUUCAGACUGAUGUCAAUGCAGAAACGGGUCUCAGCUCUUCUAUCCCUUCUCCAUCUCCUGUUGUUUGCAGCCACCUCACUGAUAUCUGUCAUCUGCUUGCAAACAAGCUGGUUAACCAUGGUGAUAUUUAUUCUGUGAUUCUUCAAAAGUGUCUAGGUCAAAAUGGAAAUUGUAAACUCAACAUUUCUAAUUAUGCUUUGUUGGUUAACUGUAACGUAAGACCUACUUUAUCCUCUAAACGCUCAAGCCUAAAAAAUCCUAGACAACAUUCUAAAAAGGCUUCUCGAAAUUUGUUUGUUAAAAAAUUCUCUUGCAAAUCUCCUGUUUAUCACAAUUGCCGGAUAUUUGCUAACGACGGGAGGCUGCUUUGUUAUUGUGAUCGGAAGAAGCUUGAAUGGUACCUUAGCCGGGAUCUUGCAAAAGUUGUCGAUGAGGAACCCCCAGCUAUAAUGCUUCUUUUCGAACCCAAAGGCCGGCCAGAGGACGAGGGCAAUGAUUUUUAUAUCCAAAGUAAAAAAAAUAUAUGUGUUGGAUGUGGUGAAGGAAAUCACUAUUUACGAUAUCGAAUAAUCCCAUCAUGCUACAGAAUACAUUUCCCUGAGCAUUUGAAAAGCCACCGCUCUCAUGAUAUUGUCCUACUUUGUGUGGAUUGCCAUGAAGCUGCCCAUGCUGCUGCAGAGAAGUAUAAGAGAAAAGUAGCUUCUGAAUUUGGGAUUCCUCUCUAUGUUCGUAGGGUAAUUCAUCCGGGGCAGGAGACUGAAAAACCGAAUGACGAGGGAGGUGUAUCUCCGUUACAAUUAAGAUCAGCUGCUGUUGCUCUUCUACGUCACGGGCCAAGAAUGCCUCAUGAUCGGCGUGAAGAACUGACUGAGAUUAUAAAGACAUAUUAUGGAGGAAGGGAGAUAUCUAAGGAAGAUCUAGAAAAAGCUUUGCAAGUUGGCAUGACUCCUCACGAGAGAAGAAAGUUUGAGAAGAAGAGAGGAGUAUCAUCUAAACAUUCGACUGGAAGUGCUUCUGCAGUGCCAUAUGAGGGGAAUGAUACUGAUUAUGCACCUGGAAUGAGUAAUGGGGACACAUUGAAGGUUGAUACUCUUGACGGUUCAUACGUAAAUGAAGAAACAAGAAGUGGAGAUAAUAGACAAGAUGAUUCGGGAAAGCCCUCUCUGGCUUCUGAUCUUGCAGUUGAUAAAGCUACUUCAAAUGGAAAUACCAUCGUUGUUAAAACUACUGAUCAUGAUGAUGAUGAAACAAGUUACUCGCUUGUAGAUACUGAUGAGAGUCUUAACAAAAUGCAACCAAAUGUUGUUAGCGACGAAGAAUCAAUCAAAGAUGAAGAUACAACACAAGCAAAACAUCAUUCAAAACUGUCACUUUUAGGACAUGGUCCACAUGGGAAACAAGUUGUAGAUCAUUUACUGAAGGAGUAUGGUGAAGAUGGCAUUAGAGAGUUUUGUCAAAGAUGGAGACAAGUAUUUGUGGAUGCUUUAAAACCGCGUUUUCUUCCCGGGGGAUGGGAUGUAAAACACAGGAUUUGAUUUUGGACGCUAUUUUACCAGCGGAAGAAGGGACUUUGGUGAGUUCAGCGUAUACAAUCAUCAAAAAAGAGAGACUGCUGAUAGUAUGGAGUAACUCUUUGCAGGUUGAACGAGUAACAUGCAUAUUUUAGUCCUUCAAUACUUGUAUUCUGCCCGCCUUUAUUUUGAUAAUACCAUCUACAAUUUUGUUAAUUUUACUAUUCUAUUACUUUUCAGCAUCUUGUUAGAUUAAAAAAAACGGUGGUAGCAACAUUUCUGCCUUUGCUUUGAUUAUUCAACCAUAAAAAUGAUGACAUUCUUGUGAAAUUACAGUAGAAA
Molecule: messenger RNA, 3143 nt
Organism: Medicago truncatula (barrel medic)
Lineage: Eukaryota; Viridiplantae; Streptophyta; Magnoliopsida; Fabales; Fabaceae
Product: protein RRP6-like 3
Exons: 12
Coding region: 99-2825 (908 amino acids)
Biological process (GO): histone mRNA catabolic process; TRAMP-dependent tRNA surveillance pathway; nuclear polyadenylation-dependent CUT catabolic process
Cellular component (GO): nucleolus; nuclear exosome (RNase complex)
Molecular function (GO): single-stranded RNA binding; 3'-5'-RNA exonuclease activity; nucleotide binding
Source: RefSeq, a predicted model, not a curated record